AUGGCUGGGAUAAAGGAUGAGGAGUUACCUUCAAUGGUGCUCCAGUAUUGUUCAGAGCAUGUGCGGAAGGGAAUGAAAUAUAAGCUGGAGUUUGACUCCAUGGCCACAGACUGGAAGAAGGUGAAAGCCAGGAACCUUGUGCAUCAGAAGCAGAUUACAAAGGAGGAGCAGGAUAUCUUAUUCUACAAGGGUCUAUCAAAGUAUCUGAGGAGUGAGAUAAAGGUGCCUGUUGAAAAGGCUGCUGGAAAGCUGCUUACACAGACAGACCCACCCAAAAUGGCUAUUGUGAUUGUGGAGGCGCAAAAGCGAUUCAGUGAAGAGAACAUGGACUAUAGCUCCAGUUCUUUCUUGGAUAGUGAAGAAGGGGACAUGUAUCCUCAGCCAGAGGGGGAUAUGUCGAAGAGCUGCUACAUGUGUGGAAAGACUCAAGGCAUAGACCUUGACCAUCCAUUUGUAUGCAUCCAAUGGGAGAUUGGGAAGGGUGGAAUUGUGGCUCUUUUGAUCGCAGAGAGCAAGGCAAGGUCAGGGGAUUGGUAUAGAGACCUUCCACUGCACCAGACAAUGAAAGAUGUCCAGGGAGUUGGAUUGUUAUGGGAUUCCCAAGAGGUGAUUCAAGGAAAUGUCUUUGUGGUAGCGACAGACCAGGUCUAUUCUUUUCCUGCUGUCAUGAGGUCAAAGGCGAAGCCUUCUGUGGAGACAGAGUCAGAAGAGAAGGCCAGUGGACUGUGGGGAGGGGAUGUCAAGCAUGCAAAAGGCUGCAGAAGUGGGAGACCAUCCAUUGUCAAGAUACAGCCACCACCGGACAAGACAGCAUUCACACGAAUAGAAGAUGGGGAUUCAUCGGGGCAUGAGAAAGGCUCACAGAUGCAUGCUAGCAACACAGAGGAGGGGGCCUCACUGGAGCUACAGAAGCGCAUCACCUCCAUGACCAAGGUGCAUCAGGAGUUCUCAGCCAAAACUGACAAUGAUCAUCAGCAGGUCACUGGGUGUGCUUCCAGCCUGCUACUAGAUGUCACAGAAGCAGAUGAAGGUGGAGAUUUGGCAGCAUCUCUUGGGUCAAAAUGCUUCUAUGACAUCGCAAGUGGAGUUGUGCACGAGAAGUUCAGCUAUGAGGACAUUACCUUUCUUGUUGACAGCAGCUCAGAGCUCAAUCUUGUUAUGAGCUGGGUAUAUGAACAAGCGGGCAUUGAAAUCGAUUCUGACGGUGCUCGCUGGUCCCUCAAAGGAAUCAGCGAAGAUUCAGUUCCUUUGCUCAGGUGUUGCAGGGACACUCCAGUCAAGAUUGGAGGCUGGCAGUUUCACCAUCACUUCUUUGUUGACACGUGGGAGUUCAGUAAUCAUGACGGUAUCCUCGAUCAACCGUGGCUCCAGUGGUACUCUACACAGAUCGACUACACCCGCGGAGUUUCAGCUGACCUUCUCACUUACCCCUCAGGAGAUCAUGGCAGCAAAUGCCUCAGGAUCUGUCUUAUCAGUGUCGAUAACUCAUGA
Messenger RNA from Laetiporus sulphureus 93-53, 1491 nucleotides. RefSeq lists its product as uncharacterized. Bases 1 to 1491 code for a protein of 496 amino acids. NCBI's taxonomy places the organism in Eukaryota, Fungi, Basidiomycota, Agaricomycetes, Polyporales, Laetiporaceae. The transcript has 8 exons. The record is from RefSeq and is a predicted model, not a curated record.